CUCCCUGCCCCCUCCCAGCACAGGACCUCCGGGAGCAGCAGCUGCUGACACACAGGAGACACGUACCUGAGGAGGACCCCAAACUGCAGGCUGCCCGCCCCCCAUCCAUGUGCCGGGGAGAGCAGACAGCUGAUCAGGCCGGAUGUUCCAUUCCUUCCCAUUUCAUUUUAUGGAUUACUCCACCUCCUUCACUGCCUGGAACGACCACCGCAUCGGGAAUAGUUCCAAUGAUAACCAGAGUUACUGCUACAACGGGCAGGCGGGAAGCACUGUCCUCCAAGGGGUGACGUUUGGAGGAAUCCCCACUGUCUUGGUGCUGGACGUCAUCUGUUUUGUGUUGUUGCUGCUAGCUUUCUCCAUCAUUCGGAAGAAAUUCUGGGAUUAUGGACGGGUGGCACUUGUAUAUGACAAUGACAGUUUGCCAGAGUGGAGUUACCGUAGAUUAUCCUCACAAUCCUCUUUUAAUGAGGAACUAGAAAAGGACAAGGGAUUUUGCUCCUGGAUAUCCUCUGCAUUUCAGAUGGGUGAUGAAGACUUCUUUGAGCAGUGCGGAGAAGAUGCUUGUCACUACCUCUCCUUCCAGCGUCACCUCAUAUUCUUCCUGGUUGUCGCCAGCGUCCUCUCCAUCGCCAUCAUAUUGCCGGUCAACCUCUCUGGGUCUUUACUUGAAAUGGACCCUUAUAGCUUCGGCAGGACCACAAUAGCGAAUUUACAGCAUGAGGACAGUCUCCUUUGGGUCCACACGGUCAUAGCCAUCAUAUUUCUCAUCCUAAUCGUCGUCCUCAUGCGACAUCACACGUCUGCCAUAAAAUACAAGAAGGAGAAUCUGGUGGAGCAGACGCUGUUCAUAACGGGGCUGCCCCGUGAUUCUGAUAAGGAGACCAUCAGCAGUCACUUCAGUGAAGCCUAUCCGACAUGCCGAGUGGUCGACGUACAUUUGUGCUAUGACAUCGCUGACCUUCUUCGAGUUUCCAGUGAGAGGAAACAAGCUGAAAAAAGCCUUGCGUACUAUAUCAAACUGCAUACCAGAACCGGGGAAUACACUUUUAUUAACCCCAAGCCAUGUGGACAGUUCUGCUGUUGUGAAAUUUCUUGCUGUGAGCGGAUUGAAGCUAUUGAAUAUUAUACUGCAGUCAAAGAAAAGCUGGAGCUGGAAUACGCCUCCAAGCUGGAGCAGACGCGGAGUAUGCCCAUUGGGAUAGCUUUUGUGACUUUUUCUGAUAAGUCCAUGGUGACUUUCAUUCUGAAAGAUUUCAACGCCAUCAAGUGCCAUCGCUACAAAUGUGCAACAGAACCGCAGCCAUCGCGCUUCAGCAAACAGCUUCAGACCACAAAGUGGUCGGUGACCUAUGCCACCUACCCGGAGAACAUCUCAUGGGGGAAUAUCUCCGCGCAGGGAGUAAAAUGGUGGGCACGGUGCCUGGCAAUCAAUUUUUUCCUUUUCAUUGUGCUGUUUUUCCUCACUACACCAUCUAUUAUUAUUACUACGAUAGACAAAUUCAAUGUCACCAAGCCCAUCUACUAUCUGAAUAACCCGGUGAUCAGCCAGUUCUUUCCCACCCUCCUGCUGUGGUCGUUCUCUUCAUUAUUGCCAACCAUCGUGUAUUACUCAACCAUCUGGGAGGCCCACUGGACAAAGUCUGCAGAAAAUCGUAUCAUGAUGCAUAAAGUCUACAUCUUCCUCAUCUUCAUGGUCCUGAUUUUGCCAUCUCUUGGCCUGACCAGCUUGGACGUCUUCUUUCGGUGGCUCUUUGACAAGUCUUCAGAUAACGGUCAGAUCAGACUAGAAUGUGUCUUCCUGCCGGAUCAAGGCGCCUUCUUUGUCAACUACGUCAUCGCCUCGGCGUUUAUUGGCAAUCCGAUGGAGUUGCUGCGACUUCCAGGCCUCAUUUUGUACACCUUUCGCAUGAUAUUGGCCAAGUCUGCUGCUGAGAGACGGAACAUAAAGCAGCACCAGGCCUUUGAAUUCCAGUUCGGAGCCAUGUAUGCCUGGAUGUUGUGCGUGUUCACCGUUAUCACUGCCUACAGCAUCACCUGCCCCAUCAUUGUGCCUUUUGGUUUGAUCUACAUGUUGCUGAAGCACCUCGUGGACAGACACAACCUGUACUACGCAUAUCUGCCCACAAAACUGGACGGCGAGAUCCACUUUUCAGCCGUCAAACAGUCCCUGGCCGCCCCGAUAUUGUGCAUUAUGUGGCUGUUUUUCUUCACUCUGCUUCGAAUGGGUUUCCAAGGUGCCACACUGUUCAGCCUGAUUGUCAUGCUGAUAACGAUCCUCAUCAGUAUCUCCUAUACUUGUUUCGACUGCCUCAAACAUCUCAGUCCUUUGAAUUACAAGAUAGAAGAAUCUACUCCUGGAGCAGACACUCCAUUCAAGAAAGAAGUCCCUCCAAAGUCACUGACGUACGUCCCCAGUGUCUUGAAAGCUUCGCCAUCCGAGAGCACUCAGCUGGAGCAGGAUUUCCAUCCGUCAUACGGAGCCGUGGAGGACACAGAGACGACGACUCACACAGACGAGGCUCACCUCGUAUCAUGGGACGUCCCCGAGGCUAUGGAAACCAAAGACCAGUCCUAGUGCGACAGCAGCGACCAAACGCACCAGUAGAUGGGAAGGAACUCUGCCUGCAGGAUCCCUGCUAAUGGUCCAUCAGAACCGGAGUUGUCCCUCCAGACGAGCUGCUAUGAUGGGGGUGAUGACUGCAUAGCCCAUUGCUGCUCCACUGCUCCUAUCAACAGGACAUCAACAAUCUUUUAAAGGGUUUGUCCCAUUAGGACGACGUGUAUGAAUGUGCCCCUUUUAAAUCAUAGUGGGUUCAAUCCACAUGGGACACCCGAUGUUGGCAAUAGCAGAGCGCCACCUCAAAUGUUUACCAGACAAAACCUAUUGCCACUUGUGGCGCUAAACAGCCCAUUGAUAGUUUGCAUAGGGCAUCCUCAGAAGUACAUACAUUAAUUUUAUUUUUUUAUGCCAUAUCAAUCCAUGCAUGAUGUACUACGGAGUUAGUCGCCCCUAGUAGAAUUGUGGAGACUAUCUAUAACGUACAUCACUCAACAGAACACUAUAUGGCGGCACACAGUAUUCUGCCAUGUGCAUGAGUCCUAAGGCAUUGUGUCCAGGUCUCCAUUAGUGGAGCAGCAAUUCACUGACCAGUUGAUUUCCAUUAGCAGUCAACCACUGGGACUGGUUUGAUCUGCAUAUUCCCAACAUGCUGCAGUAGCCUUAAAGGGAGUGUGUCACCACCAUGCCUUGUUGGGCUAGCUCAGGUGAAUGUGGCGAUACCUUUCACUAAAUGAUUCUUUGCUUCAUUCUAGAGAAAAAUGACUUUUUUAUGCCAUAUGUAAAUGAGCAGUUAAGUGCACAGAGGGAGGGGCCAAGCCUUUCUUUGCACCCUUGCUCCUACUACUUUCUGUGCCAGUACAUUCAUCUCCUCCUUCAUUGACGGGGUCAGGGCUCUGCAUAGUCAUGUCACCUGGACCUGUCAGUCAAAAAGAAGAGGGAGGGGCUGGCAGAGGAAGCAGGAGGAGCAAGGGUGCACAGAGUGGCAUGGACCCACCUUCGGUGCACUUAACUGCUCAUGUGCAUAUAGACUAAAAGUACUUUUUCUCCAGAAAAAUACAACUUGGAUGGAUUUUUUUUUAACAGUCGUGUCGCAGCAUGUUAUGGUGCGAUACCAUUGACUAUUAUUACCAAAAAGUAGCCCUAGCCUAAAGCAACAGAUCGCUACUACAUUCAGCUGAGUUAGGCCUACAAGGCAGUGAAUUUCCAGGUGACGCACUCCCUUUAAGGGAUCCUGAAUACAAUUAUAAUUGCCAAAGACUUGUAUAUACACUUUUGUGUUACUGUAAUAUACGGAUGUAUAUUUUAUAAAUAAAUGAAUUGAAAAGUAAAA
Molecule: messenger RNA, 3890 nt
Organism: Bufo bufo (common toad)
Lineage: Eukaryota; Metazoa; Chordata; Amphibia; Anura; Bufonidae
Gene: TMEM63A
Product: transmembrane protein 63A
Exons: 23
Coding region: 143-2575 (810 amino acids)
Cellular component (GO): plasma membrane
Molecular function (GO): nucleic acid binding; calcium-activated cation channel activity
Source: RefSeq, a predicted model, not a curated record